Messenger RNA from Fusarium vanettenii 77-13-4, 471 nucleotides. RefSeq lists its product as uncharacterized. The coding region runs from base 1 to 471 and encodes 156 amino acids. The transcript has a single exon. The record is from RefSeq and is a predicted model, not a curated record. NCBI's taxonomy places the organism in Eukaryota, Fungi, Ascomycota, Sordariomycetes, Hypocreales, Nectriaceae.
AUGGCUUCCACGGUCGACGGGUGUCCUACCCCGACACACACAUCCGCCACCGAGAUGGGCAUCGACAAUCCUCUACCGGUCGAGUCCGUCCCUAGCCCCGACGCAGUCUUUGUCAUUCGGCACCGCGAAACGGGAAAAGUCAUUACCCUCAUCGACGGGGAGCUUCGUCUCUGCGAGGGAUUCAGCGCUCGCGGGGGCUUCCACUGGCACUGCGUCGAAAAGGACCGGUGGCUCGGCUUCCGCAAUUGCGUCUCCGGAACGUACAUUGGGCAUAAUGAGAGGAAGCAGUUUAUCGCUCGGGUCUCUCAUCACAGACCGCACGAGUUCUUUACAAUCCGGCCGCAUCCACAAGGGGGUUAUGAGCUUCUGAUGAGGCACAACAAUGAGCUUUGGAGUAUGGAUGUUGGAGGGGAUGGAUUACUGGUUGAGACAAAGGGUGAGGGGGCGCUGUGGGACUUUUUGAAGACUUGA